Molecule: messenger RNA, 2399 nt
Organism: Acomys russatus (golden spiny mouse)
Lineage: Eukaryota; Metazoa; Chordata; Mammalia; Rodentia; Muridae
Gene: Spock2
Product: SPARC (osteonectin), cwcv and kazal like domains proteoglycan 2
Exons: 11
Coding region: 281-1558 (425 amino acids)
Molecular function (GO): protein binding; calcium ion binding
Source: RefSeq, a predicted model, not a curated record
AUGAUGUCAAACGUGAUGCUGAUGCUACAGUUACAGACACGGCCCCCGCUGGCGCAGCCUCUCUGAUUCUCUCUCCCUCUCUGCGUCCAGUGCUGUGCUUUUUCAGACAAGUGCAUCUGCUAACCAGGUCACAUUUCAGCCACGACCCACCCUCCGUCAGUCACUGGAGUCAGACGGCAGGAGGAGGGCUGAGGAGGACCGCAGCGCUUCGCCAGCGGCGCGGUGGAGGGAAGGACAUCAAAUCCUGCAGAAGUCGAUACACCCCCAGGCCCAGACCACGAUGAACCCCCCGGGCUACGGGCGGCUGGUGCUGCCGCUGCUCCUCUUCGCUGUGGUCGCCUUGGCUGAAGGCGACGCCAAGGGGCUCAAGGAGGGCGAGACCCCCGGCAAUUUCAUGGAGGACGAGCAAUGGCUGUCGUCCAUUUCACAGUACAGCGGCAAGAUUAAGCACUGGAACCGCUUCCGAGACGUGAGCGAGACAGAGGAUGACUACAUCAAGAGCUGGGAGGACAGUCAGCAAGGAGAUGAAGCCCUGGACACCACCAAGGACCCCUGCCAGAAAGUGAAAUGCAGUCGCCACAAGGUGUGCAUUGCCCAAGGCUACCAGCGGGCCAUGUGCAUCAGCCGCAAGAAGCUGGAACACAGGAUCAAGCAGCCUUCUCUGAAACUCCAUGGAGGCAAAGACUCCAUCUGCAAGCCCUGUCACAUGGCCCAGCUCGCUUCAGUCUGUGGCUCUGAUGGCCACACCUACAGUUCGGUGUGUAAGCUGGAACAGCAGGCGUGCCUGAGCAGCAAGCAGCUGGCAGUAAGAUGUGAGGGCCCCUGUCCCUGUCCCACUGAGCAGGCUGCUACAUCUACCACCGAUGACAAGUCAGAGACCUGCACGGGACAGGACCUGGCUGACCUAGGAGAUAGGCUCCGGGACUGGUUCCAGCUCCUGCGUGAGAACUCCAAGCAGAAUGGCUCAGCCGGCAGUGCAGCCAGCCCUGCAGGGCUGGACAAGAGCCUGGGGGCCAGUUGCAAGGACUCCAUCGGUUGGAUGUUCUCCAAGCUGGACACCAGUGGAGACCUCUUCCUGGACCAGACAGAACUGGCUGCCAUCAACCUGGACAAAUACGAGGUCUGCAUCCGCCCCUUCUUCAACUCCUGCGAUACCUACAAAGAUGGCCGCGUCUCUACUGCUGAGUGGUGUUUCUGUUUCUGGAGGGAGAAACCCCCCUGCCUGGCCGAGCUGGAGCGCACACAGAUCCAAGAGGCAGCCAAGAAGAAGCCAGGUGUCUUCAUCCCCAGCUGUGAUGAGGACGGCUACUACCGGAAGAUGCAGUGUGACCACAGCAGUGGUGACUGCUGGUGUGUGGACCAGCUGGGCCUGGAGCUGACUGGCACACGCAUGCACGGGAACCCUGACUGCGAUGACAUCGUGGGUUUCUCAGGGGACUUUGGAAGCGGUGUCGGCUGGGAGGAUGAGGAGGAAAAGGAACCAGAAGAGGCAGGCGAGGAGGCUGAGGAGGAGGAGGGUGAAGCGGGUGAGGUAGACGACGGAGGCUACAUCUGGUAGAUGGCCCUUGAGGGCCUCGGCAGGCCAGGGUGCCGAUGGCCAGAAAGACAGGCCGGAAGAGACCUGGACAACAGCGGGCAACUUAGCAAAUGGAUCCGGAAGUCAGUGUGAAGGACCCUGGCUCCAGCGAGGAGGACUGGAGAGUGUGGCGUGUGUGUGUGUGUGUGUGUGUGUGUGAUGUGCUGACAGAUGUGUCCUUGAUCCAUGCUGCUCCUGGCAGUGAAUCACCCAAAGGCCCCUUCCUCCUUGUAAUUAUUUUCUUUUCCUUUCUGUCGAUUUGAAAAUGCAUACACAUGUACAUACUAACGGACCAAAAUCAAUGAAAGGAGAUGUCCCUAAUUCUGUCCCUCAGCUCAACAACCUGCUAUCACUUACCCUGCUCCACCAGCCCUACCCACUCCUGCCAUCCUCCCUCCCUCUUCUGAGGCCAAAGAAAGGGAGGACAGGUAGCUGACUGCUAGGCAUCCUCCCCAAAUUGGGCUAAUUUGACAUGAAAGCCCCUCCCCCCAUUGUCUGGUGAGAUGAUCCAGGACUCUGUUCACAGCAAGGCUUCAUCUUCUGCCGAUGUCUGAAGAGCCUGUUGCCCGUGUGUCCAGCCACGGCCCUUGGGUUGUCCAUGGUUAAGGACGGCUACUGAUGCAGCCCAAGACAGAACUGUAAACUUACUUAAGACAUAGUUGUUUUUUUGGGGGGGGGGAAGGGGAGGGGUUUCGAUACAGGGUUUCUCUGUGUAGCCCUGCGUGUCCUGGACUCACUCUGUAGACCAGACUGCCCUCAAACUCAGAGAGAUCUGCCUGCCUCUGCCUCCCAAGUGCUGGGAUUAAAGGUGUGCGCCACCACC